AUGGCCGACCUGACCACGCCUUUAUAUGACCAGGUGUGUCCUCGCCGUGUCGAGAAGCAGACUGUCAUCCCUGACCGAGGCACCACCCUCAGCAUCAGCAGUAGUCAGGUCAAAGGGUGCAAAGUGUGCACAGUGGCUGAACGCACACGACAAUGUAGUACAUCUGUGCUAUUAAAAGAUAAUGCUCCUGCCUCAUUGGAGUUUGAGUGCUCCCGACCUCAAGAUGUUUUCAGCGUGGAGAUUGUACGAAAUAUAGAAUGUACCACAAAGUCGUGCAACGGUCACAUCAUCCAGGCUGACUCCAGCUCGCUUCCUUUGCUUGAUUUUAAGCGCAAGUUCACCUGGAACCUGAAAGCUUCUGGACCAAAAGCAAUACAAAUAGACUUCACCAAGACAGGUUUGACACAGGUUAAUCCAUCUGUGACCUGCCCAGAUAGACACACCUAUACCCUCCAGGCCUUUGAGCGUACAGGCAAUGUGACUUUAGGGAAAUACUGCAGGACAGGUACUAUCACCAGUGCUCAGAUACUGGAUCAAGGGAGCUUUUCUGUGGAGGUCCCAGCAGGUCAGAAGCUACAAAAUGUCCAGUUUGAUGUGUCUGUCGGGGAGGAGAUCAAGUCUCUUGCCAAAAUUAAACUGACUUUACCACAAGGGACGUCGUCUUCAGAGUUGUUCUCGCCAAACUACCCUGACAGUUUUCCUGACGACGACGUGAUGGAGUGGUGCUUUCAAGUCCCAGCCAAACAAACAGCAUUUGUUCAGUUCCUGAACCUCACACAGCCACGUUGUCUGAAGAAGGCGACUGCAGUGGAGUACCACGGCAAAGGCAGAGUGGCGAUGGUGCGGAGUCUGAUGGAGACCCAGCCAACCCAGAAUCAGGGGGACUUCUCCCUGAUGUUGAGGAACUGCGAGAUGGACAGGAGAAGAGGCGGUUCUCCUGGACUCUCCCUAAGCAUCAAGGUGUCUUCUUCAAGAACAAAUUCACCAGUGUCAUGUAGUGUGGACCUGAGGGCACAGAGGGGUCUUUCACUUCACAUUGAGAAGCUGAGACCGGCCUCUGACUGCGAGAUGAAGAUGAACUCUGUGGUGAAGGAGAGGAUCACAGUGCCAUCAGACAGUGUUACUCAGCUCUCUUUCCAGGACUGCUUCCCUGAAGACUUGGACAUCACCGCCAUGAAAGUCAUAGAAUGUAGUCAACUUAAAGACUGCCCGAAGUCUCCAGUGUACCUCUCAGUGCCUUCACUGCCGAGCUGCCUUCCCGCCAAUCUGAGCAGUGUGACCUGGCACCUCCGUCCUCCUGAGCACGGCACUGUGGAGCUGGCCUGUCCCAAAGUACCUCUCAAACAGUCCCUACCUGGCCAGCCAUGCAAUGAGAGCAUCAUUAAACUGACAGAAGAUGAUGGAACUACUAUUGGACAGUUUUGCCCUCAGGGAACCAUUAAGAAGGUCCAAAUCCACACUAACGUUUCAGUCACUGUGUUCAGAGCCGGGGGCAAAGCACUGACGCCGUCUUACAAGCCUUUGCUGACUGCCAGUUUGAAAAAAGAGAUAACAGAAAGGUACAUAUUCACUGUAUCUCCAAUGAAAGACACUCCCGUCCUUUUGGCUACUCCUGGUUGGCCGAUUGGGAUGAAGCCAUACUCCACCGUCUCCUGGAUUGUCAAUGUUCCCUCGAAGAUGGAGGCGAACCUCAUGUUUGCCAACCUCAGUCAGCCCAAGUGCAGCAACCGCCACACCAACAUCAGGGUGCAGCGAGUUGGCAGCGUGGAAGAGGACUACAGCCGCAGGGAGGACGAGGAGGCUAAGGGCGAGAUCAGCGUCUCAGAGAGUUUCUACCUCAACAUGUCCAACUGCAUGCCUGAAAGAGGAGACUUCAGCGUCAUCACCAAGAUCACCCUCCAGAAGAGCCAGAACCUGCUUAUGAUCAUCAUCCUGUGUGUAGUCGCUGUUCUGUUGGUCAUUUUUAUCAUUGUGCUGGUGGUGGUCCUUGUGGUGGUAAGGAAGAAGAAGAAGAAGCUGGAUCAUCAGGUCUCCAUCUAUAAUCCCAACGGCACAAGUUUCCUGCCAGGACAAAACGGCUUCCCUAAAUCGCGUGAAGACAACGAGUCUCACGUGUAUGCCGCCAUCGAGGACACGCUGGUCUACACGCACCUCCUGAAGAAGGGGGCAGAGAUGGGUGUCUAUGGAGAGUUCGACACAUACCGGCCCUUCGCGGGGCAAACAGACUCACAGAAGCCACUGUUCUCUAAAGACAGCGAAGCCGACAACGCAGAUGUCGGGGUUUACCGGUCGUUUCGGUUUUCAGCUCAACAGGGUCCUCCGCUUCCUAACAGGCCUCCAAGCCACACCCAAACCGUGGUGGACAAUGAGAUUUACCAGACUGAGGUCCCAAGCCAGGAGGGACUUCCUCUGAAGCUGGGACCGCGGCUGGACCCAGAAGGAGGGAACUGAGUAAGAGAUUGGAUUCAGCUCUCUGCUUAUCACUUGACCUACUUGAACUUUAAGUUGUUGAUUCCCUGGCAUCUGUGUGAUUACCUGCUGUUCAGCCUUGCAAGAAGCCUUAUUUCUCUCUCUUCAGCGUAGUUUUGCACCAAAGCCAGACCCACAAAAUAACCCUGUUCAGACCUGCUUGCAACUGUUACCUUGUUUCAUCUGUGAUGAGGCCGCUUUUGUCUGAAAGCAGUACGUAAUCAUACCAUUUUAUACCAGUUUAAGAGCUUAAGUUAACUCUAACUUUUUCCUUU
Molecule: messenger RNA, 2744 nt
Organism: Scomber japonicus (chub mackerel)
Lineage: Eukaryota; Metazoa; Chordata; Actinopteri; Scombriformes; Scombridae
Product: CUB domain-containing protein 1-like
Exons: 9
Coding region: 1-2451 (816 amino acids)
Source: RefSeq, a predicted model, not a curated record